This is a messenger RNA of Knipowitschia caucasica, 330 nucleotides long. The record is from the annotation of a GenBank genome assembly. Lineage: Eukaryota; Metazoa; Chordata; Actinopteri; Gobiiformes; Gobiidae.
AUGGCCUCAGUCUCCAGCCGCCUUCACACCAUCAAAGCACCAUCCCCAGUGGUCUCCUGCUUCCUGUGCGGCAACGGCAACCAUAACUGCCAUGGACGCGACUUCACCCAGACGUGCAUUCGAUUUCACGCCCACUGUCAUGAUCCUUCUCUUCCCUCUCUGUUUUCAAAACCAUCUAUUAAACUCCUACUUAAAGGCAUCUUCAUUCUCUCUCCGGGCUCCCCUGACCGUAGGUGGCCCAUUGCCAUGACCAUUCUCCAGCGGCUUCUCUUCGAGCUACUCUCCAGUAAAUAUUCUCCCCAUUUUGCUUCCCUCUUAAAGAGCGACUAA